UUUCAGAUUCUGACAAGUAAAAAUUUGAGGAAAUCUUCAGUUUCAAACUUUCAACUCUUUCUGUUUAUUUUUGACUCACCUUCCUGGUUCCGAGUCUGAUUUCUGUGCGCCACAUUAAUUCCAAACCCCAGAACAGGCCAAGAUGUCGAACGAGGACGAUCUGAUUCGACAGUUUUCGGAAACUACGGGACUGCAACCAGACCGCUCCCGGUUCUAUCUGGAGUCGGCAGGCUGGGAAAUCGGGGUGGCACUGGAGACGUACUUCGACUCGCGGGGCUCGCAGGAUGAGGACGUCAACAUGGAGGAUUAUCACGCUCAGCAGCAGAUGCCUGGCUCGGGUUUCGCGCCGUACUUCACACCACCUACGAAUGCCGCACCGGCGCCUGCUGCUUCUCAGGCAGUACCGCGUCCCAUUGGCAAUCCAAAGCCAACCAGCGGUGCAUCGGGAUCCAGUCGCAUUGCCACACUCAACAGUAUCCGUGGACGGGAAAGCACAGACGAAGAGGACGACGACCCGGACAACGACAAAGAUCAAGGACAGGAGUUUUAUGUUGGCUCUGGCCAAGAGGUGAUCGGGCCGGGGCGCAAACAGAACCGCAAUCCCGACGAUAUCAUUACGUCGGUGUUCAAAUCAGCACGUCAGCAUGGCGCGGAGCAAGUGGAGCAUGAAUCACCGGCGGCUGGUCGAUCGUCCAUGUUCACCGGUGCUGGACAGCGCUUGGAUGCCAGUGCGCCGGUGGGCACGCAUUCCGCGCCCAUUCCGUCCGGCAGCGCGCCGGCGCCGGUGGAUCCUCCCAAUCGUGGACUGGUGGUUUUGCGCAUGUGGCAGAAUGGGUUCACGGUUAAUGACGGCCCACUGCGCGGCUACAGUGAUCCGGCUAAUGAGGAGUUCAUGAGUUCCGUUAAGCAAGGCCGUAUGCCGCGGGAGCUGGCAAUGAUGGCCAGUCAGGGAGAGGUCCGCGUGCAGAUGGAAGAUCACCGCGACGCGGAGUACCGCCCACCAAAGAAAGCUCCUGAAUACUUCGGUGGAACCGGACAUAUGCUUGGCAGUCCUGCUCCGGCGGUCGUUUCUAAUCCAGGGACAGCAAAAAAAGCAGAAUCUGGUGAUGCGCGAAAAGCUUCGGAAGACAAGGCCAAAGCUGCCUUCGCGUCGGAUGGCUCACUGCCGGCCACGAACAUCCAGAUUCGUCUCACCGACGGAUCUCGUAUCGUGCACCGGUUCAACGAAGUGGCCACUGUCGGGGAUAUUCGUCGUUUCGUUCGUCUGGCGCGUCCGGAGUUUGAAGCGGCUGAUUUCCAAAUGUUAGCCGGAUUUCCUUCGAAGGCUUUGACGGAUGAUUCAGUCUCAUUAAAAGAUGCAAAUCUGCUGAAUGCCGCCAUUCAAGUGAAAUAAACACGUUUUUGCAGGUGCUUUACAAACGAGUGGGUGCCAGUUACAUUGGCCACUUUGUGAUUUUAACAUGAAUAUCAGUUUAUUUCUACAAAUGCAUACUUUUUUGCGGUGUUAUGGAUGGUGCGCCGGUCUGGCAUUCUUGACAGUUUCGAUUGUUGUCGAAUUUUUCUCAUUUAGUUUCGACCAUUUAUAACCAUUUGAUGUUGGCCUGAAAUGUUUUGUAAAUAUUUUGUUUUGCGCCUUGUUAUUCUUCCAGAGAAUGUUCGAUUUGAUCACGGGUUGCGCCUUCCUGAGCAUUUCAGUUCGACUUUCGAUUCGUAUUACAUAUGCUUCCUAAAACGGCGAUUUAAAAGUGAAGUUAACACUUUU
Messenger RNA from Paramacrobiotus metropolitanus, 1762 nucleotides. Its product is annotated as NSFL1 cofactor p47-like. The record is from RefSeq and is a predicted model, not a curated record. Gene Ontology annotation, molecular function: ubiquitin binding. Gene Ontology annotation, biological process: autophagosome assembly; membrane fusion; Golgi organization. The transcript is spliced from 4 exons. Gene Ontology annotation, cellular component: nucleus; cytosol. The coding region runs from base 143 to 1393 and encodes 416 amino acids. Lineage: Eukaryota; Metazoa; Tardigrada; Eutardigrada; Parachela; Macrobiotidae.